AUGAUCCAACAAAAAUCUAAUCCAUAUGUUCGCGAUGAUACAAUAUUUAUUAAAAUCAUGGUUGAUAUUGGUGAUAUGUCAAAGGCCCCGAUCCAUAUCCAACAAUUAUUGAUUGAAAAAGAAGUAAUGUUAUCACAACAAUCAAUUGAAACUGACUUCGACAAAGAUCAUGUCAAUGGCCAGGAAAGUUCCACAUGAAAACUUCUUUUCUUACUAUCAUCAUCUAUUGUAAUCAAGUCUUUUUUAUUAGUUGGUGCUAAUUUAGACUUUGAUAUGUUCACAUUCUUGAUUUUGUUUGAUACUACUUGCUAUCUUAAGAUGUGUAUAUUUCGAUUUUUUGAUUUAGUAUUAAUGUUUUUAGAUACAAUUACACAUCGAAUGUUGUCCAAUUCUACAUCAUUAUAAUCUUAGAGUGUGGAUAUAUUUUUCAAUUUCAGAUAGAUGCAAAAUAUUUUUUUAAAAAACGAAUUCUUGUUUAUUGACAAUGAAUAGUCGAAAGAUCGAGUGUAGACCUUUUCUACAAAAAUCAUUUGCUUGCAAUCGUAGAGAAAUAAAUUUUAUGGAAUUAAGAAUUUUUUUGCUUUGUCAUCAUUCGUCAUCUACUCGUCUACUGAAUAUUUUAGUGUUUCUAUGUACAGUUCUAUUGUCAAUAGAAUUCAUAUUUUUAAGUGUUGUAAAAAGAAUGGAAAAAAGCAGUCAAACUACACAGAAACUGAACAGGGUGUGGGUGUGGGUGUGUAAAAAAUCUAUCGUACUACACAAGUUCGAUUAGAAAUUGUUACUAUAAAACUUUCGUCAGCUGGAUACUGGGUAUCAAAAAUUUGAGAAAGUUUCCAUCCACUCACAACGUUGCAUCAACACAUCUAAGAACAAGUUUAUGAAUGACACUAAACAUUCUCACUCCUAUUCAUAUAAUUAAUAGAAAAAUAGUACCAAAACAAAAUCUGUCUUAUUCAAAUCAAAGUUUUCAUACACUAUCGUAAGUCGUCCACAAUCGAUAUAUAUUAAUCUAUUUUACAUCAUCAUACAACGUAUUUGAAUUCUAUGAUGCAGCUGUUAAUUAAGUACUUUUAUUUAAUUUCUCGAUCAUAAAAUAAAUAUCGACC
Molecule: messenger RNA, 1106 nt
Organism: Rotaria socialis
Lineage: Eukaryota; Metazoa; Rotifera; Eurotatoria; Philodinida; Philodinidae
Source: the annotation of a GenBank genome assembly